AUGACCGCGGGAGGCCUCGGGGCAAGUGAUUCUGACCUUGUGGUGUAUAGGGCUAUUGAACUCACAUUAUUGACGAGACAGUUGGAGAGAAUAUUGUUGGAUAAAAUAUGGGACUCGAGUCACUUGACGUCUACCGUGCAGGUAACAAUCCCAAGUGAUGCAGUCUUACCAGACUUCACAACAGCCGAGUAUGGAGACGCCAGGGCGCGUCUGAUAGAAAAAGGCAUUGUGGAUAACGUGCUAGCAGCAGAAGCUCUAGCAGCAAUCUGGACUCUGAACAACGACGCAGCGAAAGACGCUUGGGCAGAUCAAGAAGAAGCAGAGACCAGACGAGCCCACGAGGCCCGUCGUCUCGCUACCGAACAGGAACAAGAACGCCAACAAGCGCUCGAAGAUGAGCUAACCGCAGCACACAAAGAAGAGCACAAGAAAAACAAAUCCAAGUUCGUCCCAGUCGCUACAGCUAAGAUACCUACUACUCCCGUCAUUAUUCCUUCCAAUUAUGCAGUCCAAAAACUCAAAGCAGGCGACUAUUGCGAACUCUAUUACUUCACCAACAAAGGCCUAAAUGAAGCUAAGAAGAACCUCCUAUCGACAGAGUCGCGAGGUUUGAUCCUACUCCCAGGAGCAGAUGGCCAACAGACGUGGGUCAACGCAGACGAGACCCGCGACUUGAAAGCCGUCAUCACCAAAGACGAAAACUUCUCAUGGGAAGAGUUCAAUGAAGCCGCCCCUUGCAUGGUCAUCGCCAUGAAGCAACAAGAAUGGCCAGAAGACCGCAUCAACAUGCACAUCAGCUUUUGGACAGCCCUGCAGAAUCAUCACUGGUGCCAUGCCAUUGACACCCUGAAACAGCGUGCACUCUUACUCUACCAAAGUCAACAGCGCAGAAUGUGGCACCUCACAGCAGGUGACCCACACGGCUGGUCUAUAGCUGAACUCAGUCAUGAGCUCAUCCUCGAAGCGAGAGAGGAAAUCUUCAACUUGGACCGCGAUCAGGCUCUCAACGCACUUAAACAGACGCAACCCGCAUCGCACAGUUGA
Messenger RNA from Suillus paluster, 1044 nucleotides. RefSeq lists its product as uncharacterized. The record is from RefSeq and is a predicted model, not a curated record. Bases 1 to 1044 code for a protein of 347 amino acids. The transcript has 4 exons. Lineage: Eukaryota; Fungi; Basidiomycota; Agaricomycetes; Boletales; Suillaceae.